Messenger RNA from Cetraspora pellucida, 429 nucleotides. Lineage: Eukaryota; Fungi; Glomeromycota; Glomeromycetes; Diversisporales; Gigasporaceae. The record is from the annotation of a GenBank genome assembly.
UCUCUACAAGACAUAUAUCAUUCUAUGGGUGGAAAGGCUCGGACUUUGCUGAAUGCUACAUUUAAUAUACUUAACAAUGGUGGUAAAAAAGCCUUUAUAGAACAUUGGAAAACUAUUAAAAAACCUAGUAGUUGGGGCAGAUUGCCUAAUCCAAUAAGGCAUCAUCAAAGCUUUAUAUUUUCUAAUGUUUUAAAAAUCUCAAUGCUGAUGCCAUUUAUACUUAGGCAUUUCUUAAACUCCAAUCAUAUAAAAAAAGAGAUUUCAUCAACAAAACAAACUAAGCAACUUUGUAUCCUUUGGGCAGUUAAGGCUAAAGUUCUUAAACUUGCAUUUUCAACUACAAUGACAGAAAGCACUUAUAAAGAAUUACAAGAUUCACUAAGAAAAGAACAUGAGAUGCUCAUUCAGAUUAGUUUUAUUGAUUCUUAA